Molecule: messenger RNA, 1932 nt
Organism: Fonsecaea multimorphosa CBS 102226
Lineage: Eukaryota; Fungi; Ascomycota; Eurotiomycetes; Chaetothyriales; Herpotrichiellaceae
Exons: 1
Coding region: 1-1932 (643 amino acids)
Biological process (GO): protein deubiquitination
Cellular component (GO): cytosol; nucleus
Molecular function (GO): cysteine-type endopeptidase activity; cysteine-type deubiquitinase activity
Source: RefSeq, a predicted model, not a curated record
AUGAACAACCUCCCGGUUAGGGCAAACGAGAGCCCAUUUUACGACAGGCCCUCUGACCAUCAGAUCACCUCCUACCCGACCGAGACCAAGAUCAUUUCUACACUUGCUUUGUUGCUUCUAGGAUAUUAUGCUCUGUCAUUUUUGGAUGCCUGGCCUUCGACGAUCAAAAGAGCCGUCUACGAAUUCGCCGUCUACAUAACCCCUGGCCCCCUGAUCUACGCUCUGCAGUACGGCAUGGUUCGCCUGGGCCGCCUGAGCCCGGAGGAAGCAAAUUUCAUCAAAGCAAACUUUGGAGAUAUGGUUGCAAAACAGGAGGCUUUCCAGAAGAUACUGGGACAACCACAGCUGCCGCUUGCACUUCGGAAGGUUAGGAGUUUGUCCGGCUCAUACAUGCCAUUGGUACACGGAACUGGACCUCCUGGUCUAGGAAACUGGGACAACUCUUGCUAUCAAAACAGCGUGCUGCAGGGUUUGGCAUCUUUACCAGCCUUCAUUGAAUAUUUAGAGCAGAGCAUGGAAUGCUGUGACAGAUACGACGCCACUGCACCUACACACCGAGCUUUGGUGGCCUUUCUUGAACAGUUAUCUGAUCCGAACUCUCCGACUACCGUCCUUUGGACUCCCAAGAUCCUCAAAUCUAUGGACAGCUGGCAACAGCAGGAUGCCCAGGAAUAUUUCUCACGUGUUCUCGACGCGGUCGAAAAGGAGGCCAACCAAUACGUCCACAAGAUGAAACGCUCUACAAUUGCAGGUCUAGAGUGCCUCAGGACACUCGAGAAGAAGAGUCCAAUAACGGAUGCCCACGGGGACGAGCAGGUCCAAUGUUCGUGGACCAGCAGGAUUCGGGGUCAACCAGCAGCAAGUUUGAGGGAAAGCGGAUUGCGGAAUCCUGUGGACGGCAUGACUGCACAAUGUCUCGAAUGCAUGAUUUGUGGCUUCACUGAGGGUCUGUCCUUGACGCAAUUCAACUGCUUGACCUUAAAUCUGGGUUUGCAAGGGGCUUGUGAUGUUGCGACGUUGCUCGAUGAGUAUACAGCACCAGAGGAAGUUGAGGGGGUCGAAUGUGAGAAUUGCACAAAGUUGGCACAUGGAGAGGCAGACACCACAGAAGACGAGGACAAGAAAUCAGAGCGAGCCGACGUCGAGCCAAAGAAGAAGAAAAAGUCAGUUCUGCGGACCAAGGCAAAGCAAAUCACGGUUGGGCGGCUGCCCAAAGAUUUGGUUCUUCACAUCAACCGCAGUAUUUUCGAUAACUACGGAAACCAGCUAAAAAACACCGCUCAAGUCCGAGCGCCUCCCAGAUUGCAUUUCUUGAGCCGAUGGUGUGCUCCCUUGGACAAGAACGAUAACUCGGUCGAAGCCGUCUACGAGCUGAAAUGUGUCGUGACGCAUUACGGCAGCCAUCAUGAUGGUCACUAUAUUGCCCUGGGGAAACGAGAUAAAGAUUGGUAUUCUUUCAACGACGAGCGCGUGACCAGGAUUGCAGAAGAGGAGGUCCUCUCCCGCGGGAACGGAUUCAUGCUGUUCUACGAAGCUGUUGGCUCGCCACCACCUUCUCGGUCAGAACUGGAAAUGCCAAAAGAGACGACUGCAACCAGUGCGAACCUGGAGGCGGUCAUCAGUGAGAUGAAAGAUCAUCUUGACCUAGGGCAGGGGGCUGAAAUAGAGGAGCAGCCCAUCAGACUGUUUGAUGAUGACGAAGUGGCCGAGUCGGAAUCCGAUAUGACUCCCUCCAGCGAGACGUCCCAGGAUUCCAACUCUGCUUCCUCCAAGAGCAGCUCGCCGGUCAAAACAUCAGCAGAAGAGUUUGAGAUGCAGAACGGCACCGUGAGAGUUCCCGUCAUGGACUUCAAGACAGCGACCGACAUGUCCAGUCAUGUUGUCCAAGGUCCGUCCACCGGAGGAAUAACGCCUGUCGUGCCGGUCCUCUGA